AUGUCUGAAACUCCCCGACCCUCUCUUAAGCUCACCUUGGGCAAGAAGAAGGCGCCGGAGCAGCAGCCACCCCAGAAUCCGCCUCCGUCUGCUUCCUCAGACACGCCUCAACGAAAGCUCACCUUGAAGAUCGCUCGAAAGCCACAGGCCGAUGAAAGCGAAGAGAAACCCAAGAAGAAGAAGCCAUCGAAGAAACGGCCUGCUGAAGGACCUGCUCUGAACGAACUCGCGCCCUCCGCGGUCGCAUUACAGCCGCAACCGCAAGCAGGGCCCAAACGACUAAAACUAAACCCAUCGAAGAAACCUGGAGUGCAGUCGAUUCGAAUCAAAAACAAGGGGCUGGUCCCCACUCGACCUACCGGUGUUGGAUACGAUUCGGAAGCUUCUGAUACGGAAGCUGACCCAGCGAUCGAGGAACAGUUUAUUUUACGUAUGCUCCCCGGAGAAGACUGUGAUUAUCUACGACAGACGAUCAACGACCGGCGAUUUGAUCGGUCUGAAUUUUCCUUCAAACCCCUCGACCGUGAAGGGCGACGCUCUGUCCUUAGGAUUCGAGACAAACAGUACGCGGCGAUAUUGGUUGAUUUACCAUGUAUUAUUGAAGGCAUGAAGAGUUGGGACCGACGUGGUUGGUACAAAUCUGCAGACAUUUGUCAAAUGCUUCUCGUUCUCGGUCUGGUUUCUAGCGACAAAGAGGCCACUGAGUAUCCUCUCCCUUCGGACGUCCAUAUCCCGGACGACAAAACUUUGCAGUACGCACAUGGCCUGACGCCUCCAUUGCAGUGGGUGAGGAAGCGACGGUUCCGUGAUCGCAUCAGUACUCGGACAAUUGAACAGGUCGAGAAGGCAGUUGAGGAUUUGAUCGCGCAAGAUGAGGCCGCCGUCUCCGCUCCCAAAUAUGAAUUGCUGGAUAGUGCAUCGCUGAAUCGGGCCGAGGGACUCGUCCAGAGUGGUGAAUAUGGGUUUGACGAAUAUGAUGAAUAUGACGAUGAACAAGACGCGGAUGGUGAGGUGGAUUAUGGCAUGCAAGAGGGCGUGCCGCAUCUGUAUCAGGCCGGCACACCGACGGCAACCAAGCCGUCCACCCCGGCAGCCGAGUCGUCCGGAGACGAGAGUGAAAUUUCGGAUGGAAACGAAGGCGACGAGCCCGACGAUCUGGAUGAAGAUCAACUGGAACAGCAGCAACAAUUCCAGCAACAGCGCGAGGAAAUUGCAGAAUUGGAAGCGCUGAUCCGCGUGGAAACUGCCAAGUGGGAGAAGAUGCCAAACGCCAUCCUGCGGAACAAGCUUGCCAAACGUAUUCAAGAUCUGAAGCAGGAUUUGUCUUUGAAAAAGGUUUCAAUUGGAGAAGGAGACGAUGCCGACGGUUGA
Aspergillus wentii DTO 134E9 is the source of this 1371-nucleotide messenger RNA. RefSeq names its product transcription initiation factor TFIID subunit 7 family protein. NCBI's taxonomy places the organism in Eukaryota, Fungi, Ascomycota, Eurotiomycetes, Eurotiales, Aspergillaceae. Gene Ontology annotation, biological process: transcription initiation at RNA polymerase II promoter; RNA polymerase II preinitiation complex assembly. Gene Ontology annotation, molecular function: RNA polymerase II general transcription initiation factor activity. Bases 1 to 1371 code for a protein of 456 amino acids. Gene Ontology annotation, cellular component: transcription factor TFIID complex. The transcript has 2 exons. The record is from RefSeq and is a predicted model, not a curated record.